AUGGAAAUUAUCGAAAUGGGACACAUCCAAAAAAAACGGAAAAAUUUGGAAAAAAAUAAUCGAUUGCACUUCAAACAAACUUUGGAAAAAAAUCGCGAGAAAAAAAAAACAACAAUAACAAAAAGAAGAAGACAGAAGAAAUAG
Caenorhabditis briggsae is the source of this 144-nucleotide messenger RNA. Lineage: Eukaryota; Metazoa; Nematoda; Chromadorea; Rhabditida; Rhabditidae. The coding region runs from base 1 to 144 and encodes 47 amino acids. The transcript has 3 exons. The record is from RefSeq and is a predicted model, not a curated record.